AUGAUGGGGUCACCUAAGAUUAUGUCUUUGAUUCUUGCUCUUCACCUACUGCAAGGCGUUCGAACUUCAAUGAUUGAACUGAAAAACAAUGGCUAUGAAGGAAUUGUCAUUGCCAUUAAUCCCCAGAUACCCGAAGAUGCAAAAAUAAUCCAACAAAUAAAGGAUAUGGUGAAUGAUGCUUCUUCUUACCUUUUCACGGCCACAAAAAAAAUGUUCUAUUUCAAAAAUGUAGCUGUAUUAAUUCCUGAGACGUGGAGCGAUAAACCUGAGUAUUCGGUCUCCAAACGUGAGUCCUACAAAACGGCGGAUGUCAAAGUUGCAGAACCCUCCCCGACCCAUGGAGAUAACCCCUACACCCAGCAGACGGGACGGUGCGGAGAGCCGGGAGAAUAUAUUCACUUCACCCCAAAAUUCCUGGCAGGAGACCUCUUGAAAGAACACGGACCACUAGGUCGAGUGUUUGUCCACGAAUGGGCUCAUCUGCGGUGGGGGGUGUUUAACGAAUACAGCGAUGAACAACCUUUCUACAUGUCCAAUGAUGGAAAUCCUGAAGCAACAAGGUGUUCAUUAGAUAUCCUUGGUUCAUACAAAAAGGAGGUUUGCCAAGGAAACAGCUGCUCAAAUAGGCUUUGCAAAGUGGAUUGGAAGACUCAGAUGUUUGAAGAAGGCUGUAAAUUCAUACUGGAUGAAGAUCAAUUUGAAACAGCAUCCAUAAUGUAUCAGUCGAGUAUUGAUUCUGUGGUUGAGUUCUGUUCAGCGCACAACCAUAACGUAGACGCUCCAACCCCUCACAACCGAAUGUGCAACCUCCGAAGCACUUGGGACGUCAUCAAGGAUUCAGCUGACUUUAAGAACAGCAAACCCAUGACUGGCCAGCCACCAAAACCUGUCUUUUCCUUGCUGAAAUCUAUCAUCAGAAGAGUCUGUUUGGUGCUUGAUAAGUCUGGAAGCAUGGCGGAUAAGGAUCGUCUUAAUCGAAUGAAUCAGGCAGCCAAAUUGUUCCUGCUACAGAUUAUUGAAAAAGGAUCCUGGGUCGGGAUGGUCGUAUUUGAUAGUAAAGCCGUAAUCCAAAAUGCUCUAAUUCAAAUUGUCAGCGAGGAUGACCGGAAUCAGCUGAUCAAAAAGCUGCCUUCCACGGCUGGAGGAGGAACGUCAAUCUGCAGCGGAGUCCGAGCUGCAUUUCAGGCAAUUAAACAGAAAUUCCAGACAACCGAUGGCUCUGAAAUCGUGUUGCUGACAGAUGGGGAAGACUCAACUAUAAGUUCUUGUUUUGAGGAGGUGAAACAGAGUGGAGCUACCAUUCACACUGUUGCUCUGGGAGCUUCAGCUGCCAAGGAACUAGAACAAUUAUCAGUCUUGACAGGAGGCACAAACACGGCUCCUUCAGAUGCAGCCCAGAACAAUGGACUGAUUGAUGCUUUUAGUGGACUUUCAUCAAGAAGUGGAGAUUUCACUCAACAGUCUAUCCAGCUUGAAAGCACAGGCUUCACCCUGAACCAAAAAGGUUGGAUGAAUGGUACGGUGAUUGUGGAUAACUCGGUGGGCAAAGAUACCUUCUUCCUGGUCACAUGGUCAGCUCAGACCCCCAACAUCUUUCUCUGGGACCCGAAAGGACAAGGACAUCAUGCUUUUACAAAGGAUGCAAAAUCCAGGAUGGCUCAUCUCCAGAUACCAGGCAUAGCUGAGGUGGGCACUUGGAAAUACAGCAUUGACUCACCUGCACAAAUCCUAACCGUGACAGUGACCUCACGGGCAGCCAAUCUCAAGGUGCCUCCACUGACCGUGACUCCUCGCAUGAAUAAAGCCACAAACGUCUUCCCCAGUCCGAUGGCGGUUUACGCCGAAGUUGGCCAAGGGUUUCUGCCUGUCCUUGGGGCCAAAGUAAUUGCUACUAUUGAACCCCAGAGUGGAAAACCGAUUACUUUGGAACUUCUAGAUAAUGGUGCAGGGGCUGAUUUGGCUGCCAACGACGGGGUCUACUCAAGAUACUUUACUGCUUACAAGGGAAACGGCAGACACAGCUUAAAAGUGCAGGCGCUAGGAGGGAAAUACAAGCAGAAUUUUAAACCCCAACAGAACGGCGCUAUGUACAUACCAGGCCAUGUAGAAAAUGGUAAAAUCAUAAUGAACCCACCCAAACCUGAAAUCGAUCUUAAAAAUGCUCAGUCAAAAGUGGAGAAUUUCAGCAGAACAGCCUUGGGAAGUUCAUUUGAGAUCAAAAACGUUCCCUCCGGCACGAUACCAGAUAAGUUUCCACCAUGUAAAAUUACAGAUCUUGCUGCGAAAGUUGAGGGAGAUAAAAUCCAGCUGACCUGGACAGCUCCAGGGGAUGAUUUUGAUGAAGGGCAAGCUACAGGAUACAUCAUAAAAUUGAGUGAGACGGUUCUCGAGCUAAGGGAUAAAUUUGACAAUGCCUUUCAAGUAAACACUACCAGCCUGCAACCUAAGAAUGCCAACAUUAAAGAAACCUUUGUGUUUAAACCGGAAAACUUCACAUUAGAAAGCAGCAGCAGCAUUUUUAUUGCAGUCCAGGCCUUCGAUGAAGCCCAUCAGAAAUCCGAGAUGUCCAAUAUCGCACAAGCUGUUGUUUAUACUGCCGGCCAUCCCUCCACUGGAGCUCAGACCUGCCGAUAAACCCGGUCCUGAAAAUAAACCCAUCCUCAUUCAGAUGGUAAAGGCUUGGUCUGCGGUAGUUCUUAGUAUAGCAAGAGCAUCACCCUUUGUGUUCUGAAUAAGUAAAGCAAUAGAAGUAGCUGAUCUGAAACUGG
This is a messenger RNA of Ornithorhynchus anatinus (platypus), 2768 nucleotides long. RefSeq names its product calcium-activated chloride channel regulator 1-like. Gene Ontology annotation, molecular function: intracellularly calcium-gated chloride channel activity. The transcript has 14 exons. Bases 1 to 2634 code for a protein of 877 amino acids. NCBI's taxonomy places the organism in Eukaryota, Metazoa, Chordata, Mammalia, Monotremata, Ornithorhynchidae. The record is from RefSeq and is a predicted model, not a curated record. Gene Ontology annotation, biological process: chloride transport.